UAAAGAGUUCAACAGUUACACUAAUUAUAGAGUCACUAUAUUUUAGAGUUACUUCAAGAGGGUUUGUAAAAUAAUUUCAAAUUUUAUCAGGCAUACAUUAUUUUUUGUAAACUUGUUUGAUAAAUUUGUAGUUUGAUCCAUUAACUUCAAAAGUUAAUGCCUUUUUCACUUUCAUAAGGAUUCAGUUGUGGGUUUGAGACUAUGUAUGUCGGUUGAAAUUUUUGCUACUAUUUUGCUUUUCAAAAUAUAUGAUUCUUUGUAAAUCGAAGAUUAUUUCAUAUAGCGGUGGAAUGACUCUAUCCAGUGUUCUUAUUUUAUUGGUGAUAUCUAUUUUAUUAGUAGGUUCCGUUGACGCUGAAAAAAAGUAAAGAAUCAGGUGAGGAAAAACGGAGUCACACCACAGAUGAGAACGAAGUACCUCAAGAACGACGUUCCCACUAUACUGGAAAAUUGUGGGGAAAAAAGCUCAACAAUGGAGUUGAUGAAGCAAAUGAAAUUUUGAAGAGAACCAUGACCCGUAGACGGAACGACAAGAAGAGUAAAGGUCGCGAAACUGUUAAAAUCAGCAAACGUGGCCGAGUUUUAAAUAUUGGAUAUGACGAUCCCAACGAAAUAUAUGGAAAGCAUUCAAACGCAUUCUGCGUCGCAGUACUGGACGAGAAUAAAUUCACACGAUUCAGAAGAAUAAAACCAUUAAUUAAGGACGUUGAAGGAAAAGACUAUACCAAACAAUUUACACUGAAACAUUCCACGCUAUGGAGGUGCCUUGAUAGAAACACGGCUUACGGCUUCUUCAUACUGGAUCGUGUUUUCAGAGGAACAAUAGAACUGAAAAGAGUUCACGUUGCAAGGUCAACAAUCAAAGCUUGGCAUGCCCAAUUGAAUCCGAAAGAUGUUGACACCCACACAAAAUACACUGCCCAAUUCAACGAGAAACUAGUUUUGAGUGAGAAAAGAGAUCGAAUCAGAUACAUUGGAAAGAUAGAGCGUCACAGACCAAACUCAAGGAGAUGGGCAGUAGCAAAGCGGGAUCAUAGAAGCCAAAGUGGGAGUGAGACAGAUGAUGAAGAGGAAAAACCGCCCAAAAAAGGAAGAAAGAAGGUUGAUAGCGAUCAGGAGGAAGAAGAUGAUAGGGAGAAAGGAAGGAAGGAACCGGAUGGAAGAAGAAAAGGGAAAAAGCAGAGAAAGAGUGAUCACGAGGAGUCAGAGUCGGAGGAGGAGGAGGAAGAGGAGGAAGAGGAACAGCCGCCUAGAAGGAGAAGAAAUAAGAUAAAACACUGAGCGAAGACAUAGAAGGAGAUGAGGAAUGAUAAGAAGAGGAGAAGUCAAGGUGAAAGGAGAAACGUAGAAGAAAUAGUGAAUACUGAAUAAGUGAAGACAGGGAUAAGAGUACGAUAAGAUGGGGUAAAUAAU
Molecule: messenger RNA, 1413 nt
Organism: Nilaparvata lugens (brown planthopper)
Lineage: Eukaryota; Metazoa; Arthropoda; Insecta; Hemiptera; Delphacidae
Product: glutamic acid-rich protein
Exons: 5
Coding region: 511-1281 (256 amino acids)
Source: RefSeq, a predicted model, not a curated record